AUGACGGAUCCCGUUUCACAGCCAGGAGUUCCACCAGGAAUCAAUCCACCCAAUCAGCACAAUGGGCAGCAGCAGCCCCCGUUCGUACCACAGCAACAGCCCGGAAUGCAGCAGCAGACCCAACAGCAACAAACGGAUGCUAUCAUCAUGCAAAUUUUGCAGCAACUCCAACAACAACAGGCCGUCACCAAUCAACUCCUUCAGCAGCAGCAACAGUCCACACAGCAGCAACACGGGUUCAUGCAGCAGCAGGGAACUCUGUUCCGCAAUGCUUUAUCGGCAAUCCAGGUGACCGUACCUCCCAAUCCGGAGAAUGCCGCCGAACAUCAGCGCAACCUACAUGCAGUGCUACAGCGGCUCGAGGAAUUCGGAUUCACAAUCCGGCCGGAAAAAUGUUCGUUCGGCCAACAGCAAAUCCGAUAUCUGGGUCAUCUCUUGGAUCGUCAUGGACUCAGACCAGAUCCAGCCAAGAUUCAGGUCAUAAAGGAUCUACCGCCGCCGAAAGACAUCACAGGAGUACGCUCCUUCCUGGGAGCCAUUAAUUACUACGGGAAAUAUGUUCCCAACAUGCUAGCUCUCAGGUUUCCGCUAGAUGAGCUCCUGAAAAACACAACGGCGUUCGUAUGGACGCAUGAAUGCCAGCAGGCGUUCAACAAAUUCAAGGAAAUUCUAUCGUCGGAGCUUCUUCUAGCACACUAUGAUCCAACGCAAGAAAUAAUCGUUUCAGCGGACGCCUCCUCCAUCGGUAUUGGGGCAACAAUCAGCCACAAGUAUCCAGAUGGCCACGUGAAAGUGAUUCAGCAUGCAUCUCGAGCGCUUACACAGCACACCAAGCCUGAUGAAGACGUGAUCAUCGCAUGCACCACUCUGGAGGAAGACUUGAGGUCAGUAGCCAUCGAUAGUAGUAAUCAACUGCCUCUCAGUUUCAGCAUGGUUGAGAAAGCGACGGCGUCCGACCCGUCUCUUCGGAAAGUUCACCGUUUCAUCCGCGAUGGCUGGCCCAAAACAAGGUCAGAAAUUAAAGAUCGAGAGUUGGCUCGGUACUACGAUCGUCAAGAAGCUCUGUCAGUCGUUCAAGGCAGCAUUAUGUUCGGGGACAGACUGGUAAUUCCGACUAUGUUCCGAAGGCGGUGCCUCAUUCAGCUCCAUAAGGGCCACCCAGGCAUACAACGAAUGAAGGCGAUCGCACGCAGCUUCGUGUAUUGGCCGGGGCUGGACGACGAGAUCGUUAGCUUCGUCAAGGCGGAACCGGAGUCGUGGCAUCCGACAACGGCUCCUUGGCAGCGGGUUCACGCCGAUUACGCGGGCCCUCUGGAUGGAGAAUUCUUCUUACUUGUCAUCGAUGCGCACACCAAGUGGCCGGAGAUAUUUCCAACUAGCAAGACGACAACGAGCGCUACUAUCCGGCUCAUGCGCAAACUGUUCGCCAACAAGGGCAUGCCAGAACUUCUCGUGACCGACAAUGGUUCGCAGUUCAAGAGUGCUCAAUUCGAUGAUUUCUGCUGCAAAAACGGCCUUCGACACACAACAACGGCCCCAUACCAUCCACAGUCGAACGGUCAGGCAGAGAGAUUUGUCGACACGUUCAAGCGGGCCGUGAAAAAAAUUCAGGAGGGAGAAGGCUCGAUCGACGAAGCAUUGGACGUUUUCCUUCUUACCUACCGCACCACACCAAACCGAAAUGUCCCUGGCGGUAAGUCACCGGCAGAAGCGAUGUAUAACAGGCCGCUGCGAACAUCGCUAGACCUUCUUCGACCACCGUCAAACCUGGAACCAUCCUCAAACCGUCAGCAGACGUCCAACACGCGGUCUUUCAGUCCGAAGGCUUGCGUGUACGCGAAAAUAUACGCCAACAACAAAUGGUCAUGGUUCCCUGGGACCGUAGUAGAGCGAAUCGGUUCGGUGAUGUAUAACAUCUGGGUGGACAACCGGAGACUGAUCAGAUCGCACAUUAACCAGCUCAGACAACGAGCCGAAACAGCUACAAAAGUGCAGAAACAAGGCAUACCACUCAACAUCUUGCUCGACGAAUGGAACCAGCCCGUACCAGCAUCUCAAGUUGCGGAGCUUUCGGAAGCGGAAGAGCUUGAACCCUCAAUGUCCACGCUAGUUGCUCCAUCACCUUCUACACCAACUAUUAGACUUGCAACAGUAACAUCCUCUUCGUCAUCAGCGUCGACGGCAUUCGAGUCUGCCGUUGAUAGUUCACCCACAGUUCAGCUACCUCGGCGAUCUUCACGGACCAGAAGACUGCCGCAAAGGUUUCAGGCGUACCAAAGGUACUAG
Molecule: messenger RNA, 2286 nt
Organism: Wyeomyia smithii (pitcher-plant mosquito)
Lineage: Eukaryota; Metazoa; Arthropoda; Insecta; Diptera; Culicidae
Exons: 4
Coding region: 1-2286 (761 amino acids)
Biological process (GO): DNA integration
Molecular function (GO): nucleic acid binding
Source: RefSeq, a predicted model, not a curated record